AUGGUUACCAUUUUGGUUAAAGACAUUACAAUUGUCAAUGUCUAUAAUCAACCGAAACCAUCCAAGAAAUACCCUGAGCCACCGGUUUUUGAGUUUCUCAAACGGGAGAUCAAGGAACAAUACUCAAAGAUUGUCAUUGCAGGUGAUUAUAACUUACAUCACAAGGAAUGGGAGUCAAGGGCAGAUUGGGAAAAGUUUGACAAGGAGCUUUCUUCUGCCAUUAAAGAUUUUAAUGUGCAUAACAAAACUCUAAAAUCAACUGACCAAAUUGAUGACCAAGCUAAAGUUCUUGAGGAGGUUGUAAAAAGAGCAAUGGCAAAAAAAGAAGAUGGAACUCUCACUACUACUGUUGACGAAAAAAGACAUGAAAUAUGGAAGGCACUUCUACCUGAAAUUGAUCAUGGUCUUGAUAGAGAGUUUGAAAUUGAUGAUGAUUCUCGAUGGCCAAAAUUAGAGUUUGAUGAAGUUGACUCUGCAUUGGCUGAUACCCCAAAUGAUAAAGCUCCAGGAGACGAUGGAAUUACUGGCAAAGUUUUAAAGAUGGCAUGGCUAAAUAAAGACUUUAAGGAAAGGUUUUUCAAGCUUCUCCAAGCUUGUGUAAAGUUUGGAUACCACCCAAAAGUCUGGAGACAUGGCAUUAUUGUUGUUAUACCUAAACCUAAGAAACCUGACUAUUCAAAGCCAAGAGCAUACCGACCAAUUUCCUUACUUAAGAUUCCAUCUAAAGUACUGGAAAAAUUAUACAAAAAGAAUGACCAAGCUUACAACACACUUACUUCCACCAGAGCAAUAUGGGGAAGACAAGGUUAUUGUGCUACUGAUGCUGUUUUGGAACUUGUCCAAAGAAUUGAAACUAAUGAGAAAGUGCAACUUACUUUACCUAAUGGAGAACUUCGUGAACCCCAGAAGGAAGUUAAAUUGCUUGGAAUUACUUUGAACAAUCUGCUCGAUUUUAAAUCUCAUAUUUUGAAUAAAAUCAAUAAAGCAAGAAAAGCUGUUGGUGCUAUUUGGCAUCUUGGUGGCGUGCAAAAAGGUAUGCGAGGGUCUGCAGUCAGAUCACUGUAUAUUGCUUGCGUGAGACCAAUUGUCGAAUAUGGCUUAGAAAUUUGGCAUCACAAAAUUUUGAAAGGAGAAAUCCACAAGUUGGAAGUAAUGCAGAAUAUGGCUUUAAGAAGAAUUGUUGGUGCUUAUCGCACAACUCCUAUUGCGGUACUACAAAAGGAAGUUGGUAUUAUGCCAUAUAGUAUUAGGCUAAAAUUUAUGGUGGCACGAAAAGCUAUUCGUUUACACCUAAAUAUUAGCAAAACUAAUCCUAUUAAUGGUCAUUUGUUAACAUUGAUUGAGAAAUCUCCAAUUGCAAAGCUAACCACGCUUUACAUGUUGGCGAAAGAUGAUAGAGACUAUAUGAUUAAAAAGGAUGAAAACGAAAAUGCAAGAGGGUUGAACCUCUUACACUGA
This is a messenger RNA of Magnusiomyces paraingens, 1458 nucleotides long. RefSeq lists its product as uncharacterized. Lineage: Eukaryota; Fungi; Ascomycota; Dipodascomycetes; Dipodascales; Dipodascaceae. Bases 1 to 1458 code for a protein of 485 amino acids. The transcript is spliced from 4 exons. The record is from RefSeq and is a predicted model, not a curated record. Gene Ontology annotation, molecular function: catalytic activity.